Messenger RNA from Cyprinodon variegatus (sheepshead minnow), 7551 nucleotides. RefSeq names its product synaptojanin 1 (gene synj1). Gene Ontology annotation, molecular function: phosphatidylinositol-4,5-bisphosphate 5-phosphatase activity; nucleic acid binding. The coding region runs from base 104 to 5134 and encodes 1676 amino acids. Gene Ontology annotation, biological process: phosphatidylinositol dephosphorylation; synaptic vesicle endocytosis. Lineage: Eukaryota; Metazoa; Chordata; Actinopteri; Cyprinodontiformes; Cyprinodontidae. The transcript is spliced from 32 exons. The record is from RefSeq and is a predicted model, not a curated record.
CUGCUCCAACACGGCCGUAACACCGGGAAGGAUUUUGUUGUGACAGUUGAGCAGCUACCCGGUGGGGAGACGGUAAAAACAGUAUUUUCCCCUUGGAUCAGCCAUGGCCUUCAGCAAAGGAUAUCGUAUUUAUCACAAGCUGGAUCCACCGCCUUACAGUGUCAUAGUGGAAACGAGGACCAGGGAGGAAUGUCUCAUGUUCGAAUCAGGAGCUGUUGCCGUUUUGUCGGCAGCAGAAAAGGAGACCAUUAAAAGUACCUAUACCAGGAUCUUUGAUGCAUAUGGAAUUCUGGGAGUUCUCCGGCUUAACCUUGGUGACUCCAUGCUCCACAGUCUGGUGGUUGUGACUGGAUGCAGCUCUGUAGGAAAGGUGCAGGAUUCAGAGGUCUUCAGGGUCACGCAGACAGACUUUAUAUCACUGAAGAAUGAUCCAGCUGAUGAGGACAGGAUUGCUGAGGUCCGCAAGGUCCUAAACUCCGGUCACUUUUACUUUGCCUGGUCUUCCACUGGAGCCAGCAUGGACCUAAGUCUCAACGCACACCGCAGGAUUCUAGAGGACACCACAGACAACCGCUUCUUUUGGAACCAGUCUCUGCACUUGCACCUUAAACACUAUGGAGUUAACUGUGAUGACUGGCUGCUGAGGCUGAUGUGCGGCGGCGUGGAGAUCAGGACUAUCUACGCAGGCCACAAACAGGCCAAGGCUUGCAUCUUCUCUCGCCUGAGCUCGGAGCGAGCCGGGACACGAUUCAAUGUCCGAGGAACCAAUGAUGACGGGCAAGUGGCCAACUUUGUGGAGACGGAACAGGCUAUUUUCCUGGAUGAUAAAGUCUCCUCCUUCAUCCAGAUCCGGGGCUCCAUUCCUCUUUUCUGGGAACAGCCGGGAAUCCAGAAAAAGUCCAUUAAGGGUGUUUUGUUGCACCUACAUGAGAAUCGGCACCCUAAUGGACUGGAUGAAAACCCCCACCUGGUGGGUUCACAUCGUGUCAAACUGUCAAGGGGAUUCGAAGCAAACGCACCUGCUUUUGAAAGGCAUUUCACUGCGCUGCGGAGGUUGUAUGGAAAGCAGGUGAUCAUCAACCUGCUUGGAGGCAAAGAAGGGGAACAUAUGCUCAGCAAAGCAUUUCAGAGUCACCUGAAGGCAUCAGAGCAUGGCACAGCAGUGAAAAUGAUUAAUUUUGACUAUCAUCAAAAUGUGCGAGGUGGCAAGACUGAAAAGCUCGCCAGUGUCCUGAAACCCCAGCUCAAUAAAUUCAUAGAAGAGUGCGGGUUCUUCUACUAUUCAGGGGAAAAAGGAAUUGUGAGAACCCAGGGAGGGACCAUAAGGAGUAACUGCCUGGACUGUUUGGACAGAACCAACAGUGUUCAAGCCUUCUUUGCUCUUGAGAUGCUGCCCAAGCAGUUAGAACAAAUGGGUCUGACAGAGAAACCCCAGCUGGUGGCCAGGUUCCAGGAGGUUUUCAGGACCAUGUGGUCAGCUAAUGGCGACUCUGUCAGUAAGAUCUAUGCAGGGACCGGAGCCCUGGAUGGCAAGGCCAAGGCGGGAAAGCUCAAAGAUGGCGCUCGCUCCGUGACCCGCACCAUCCAAAACAACUUCUUUGAUAGCUCCAAGCAGGAGGCCAUCGACAUCUUGAGGCUGGGAUCCACACUAAACAGUGAUUUGGCAGACAAGGCUCGAGCCUUGCUCACCACUUCCAGUCUUUAUGUCACAGAGCCUGUCUUACAAUCAGCCUCUCCUAGAGUGUUGCUGGGAAUGUGUCAGAAUCACCACAAAUACACAAAGCCCAAGCAGAUCCGGGUCUGCGUCGGCACCUGGAACGUCAACGGGGGAAAACAGUUUCGGAGCAUCGCAUUUCGCAACCAAACUCUGAACGACUGGCUGCUGGAUGCUCCAAAGAAGGCAGGGCUUCCUGAGUUUCAGGACAGUAAAGCCAAUCCCAUUGAUAUCUUUGCCAUUGGCUUUGAGGAAAUGGUCGAGUUGAAUGCUGGGAACAUUGUCAGUGCCAGCACCACUAACCAGAAACUGUGGGCAGCUGAGCUCCAAAAAAGCAUUUCCAGGGACCACAAAUACGUGCUGCUUGCUUCGGAGCAGCUGGUGGGAGUGUGCCUGUUUGUUUUCAUCCGUCCGCAGCAUGCGCCUUUCAUCAGGGAUGUAGCUGUAGAUACAGUAAAAACUGGAAUGGGCGGGGCUACUGGUAAUAAGGGAGGCGUCGCCAUCCGCCUGCUGUUCCACACCACCAGCAUCUGCUUCGUCUGCUCCCACUUUGCUGCUGGCCAGUCUCAGGUUAAGGAAAGGAACGACGACUACAACGAGAUCACUCGCAGGCUCAGCUUCCCCAUGGGCCGUCUGCUGUAUUCGCAUGAUUAUGUGUUCUGGUGUGGGGACUUUAAUUACCGAAUCAGCCUGCCCAAUGAGGAAGUAAAAGAGCUCAUCAGACAGCAGAACUGGGAUGCUUUAACAGCUGGUGAUCAGUUGUUGGACCAAAAAAAUGCAGGAAUGAUCUUUCGAGGCUUCAUUGAGGGAAAGUUGGAUUUCGCCCCCACUUACAAGUAUGACCUCUUCUCCGAAGAUUAUGACACCAGUGAGAAGUGCCGCACACCAGCGUGGACCGACCGCAUCCUCUGGAAGAGGAGAAAGUGGAACUUCAACCGAACAGCUGAGGAGAUGAACAUGGUGGGUGCAGCCUCUACAUCUGCAGAGGCGGAGGAGAAUCCAGAGCAGGCCUGGAGCCCUGGGACUUUGAAGUACUACGGCAGGGCUGAGCUCAAGACCUCAGAUCACAGACCUGUGGUAGCAAUAAUAGAUGUGGACAUCCUAGAGGUGGAUCCAGAGGAACGACACCAGGUCUACAAAGAAGUCAUCGCUCUGCAGGGGCCUCCAGAUGGAACCAUCUUGGUCUCCCUUUGCUCCUCUGGGCCUGAGGACUAUUUUAGUGAUGAACUCAUCGAUGAGCUGCUUGAUAAGUUUGCUAAUUUUGGGGAAGUCAUUCUCAUCAGGUUUGUUGAGGAGAAGAUGUGGGUGACCUUCUUAGAAGGUUACUCUGCUCUGGCCGCGCUGUCUCUCAGUGGUUCAACCGUGCUCGACAAGAUGAUUGACAUCCGCCUGAGGAGUCCAGGAUGGAUCAAGAGUCUGGAGGAGGAAAUGAGUGUGGAGAGGAUCUGCGGCAGCAUUCCCACUUCAGCCAGCUCCACUUUACUUGCUGAGGAUGUGGACGUGGGUGAUGACGAUUACGAUAUGGAAGGUGAUGUGGAUGACGAGGAGGAAGACAUCCUUCCCCAGCACCUGCAGCCUGGAGCAGGUUCCGCAUCUGGAUCUUCACCGCUGCCGUCCCCCCGCAGCAGUCCGUGUCCCUCUCCUACACAUGGGGAACCUGCUGCACCCAACAGACCAAGCCGUGGACAGCAACCCCCUCGACCGUCGCAAGGGCCUCCUGUAGACUUCCAGCCUGGUGCUCCCACAGGUCUAGGCCUGGAGCCCAAACGGCCUCCUCCACCUCGGCCCAACGCCCCUCCAGCCAGACCAGCUCCGCCUCAACGCCCUCCACCACCUUCAGCUGGCAUGAGCCCUCAGCCAGUUAGAAAGGACUCUGGAGGACCAAAAAGCCCCGCUCUUCCUCGGCAAGAUGCUCCUGCAGGUCGAGGCCAAGCAGGAGCUCCGGCCCCUGGAGGGGCUCCCAGACCAAAUAUUCCUCCUCGAGCUGGAGUGAUCAGUAUGCCCCCUCAGUCUCGGCCACAGCCUCCCUCUCAUCCAGGUGCUCCAAGGCCCAUUCCAGAUGUGCAUCCCGGAGCCCCUCGGCCUAUCGCAGACACCCACCCUGGAGCCCCACGGCCUGUGCCCAGUGCACAAGUUAAACCACCUGAUCUUCCGUUGGGUCCUCCACCAUCAGGACCCCCUCCCACAAUGAAACCCCAGGCUCAGUCUCCCAUGCAGCCUCAGCAAGCUCCCCCGUCGGCUCAGUCACAGCUGCCACCUCCAAUGCAGCCAACGCUUCCUGCUCCUAUGCAGCCACAACAGGCAGCGCCUCCCACUGCAGCCACUCCACCUGCUGCAGCCACUCCCACCGCUGCUUCUCCUGGGCCGCAGCAGAGCCUGGCGUCCCCUAAACCCCCACCUCGCUCCCGCUCAUCUCAUGCUCUGCCACCUGAAGCUGCCAAAUCUGAGUCUGCCCCAGCUGCACAGAGCAACGGACUAAACGGAUUCCAAAGAGAAGCACAAUGGAAGCCCGACCCCUUUGACUCUCUUACAUCUGACCUGUUCUCCUCUUCCUCAUCCUCCCGGCUCACCACCCAAUCCCUUAACAGAGGCUCCUCUCUCUGUGCUCCACCCUCUCUUCCUUCAUUCACACAUUCCUCCUCCACUCUCCCCUCGUCAUUCUCCUCCCAGUCAUCCGCUUUAUUUGAUCUUGAGUCCCUCAAUUCAUCUUCCUCAUCCUCACUCUCCACCCCGUCGCCAUUUGCCGCCACGCUCCUCCCGCCGCCUCCUGUCCCAUCUCGCAGCCGCUCUCAGGAGAUUCUUCGUGCCUCUCCGAACCCCUUCCAGGCUGAGCCGCUGCCGGCCCGGCCCAGCAGCACCAAUCCCUUCACGGGCCCCCUGCUGCAGCAGCAGCAGCCUCGUCGUGCUUUGACCCCAGACUUCAGCGUCCAGCAUCAAAGCCAAAAAUCCGACCUUCAGAGGACUUUGUCUGCUUUCUCUCAGCCGCUCGUCCCCACCCCAGCAGCUGCAACCUCCUCCCAGCUCAGUCGGACCGUGUCUCUCUUUGGACCAUCACCCAGUCUCAAUCCGACCCAAGCUCCCCUGCUGCCACUGGCUCUCGCUCCGUCUCCCGCCCCCACAUUACCGCCAGCAUCGGCCUACUCUCUCCCUCCAGCUCUCGCCCCCCGUUCUCAGCCACCUCCUCCUUCAGCAGGAAAACAAACGAAGCAGUGGGUCACAUUUGAUGAGGAUUUGAAAUUCCCACCAACAACAAAAACACAACAGAACCCCAUAUUAGGUCCCAGUCGUCUGCCGACCCUCUCUGUGUUUGACUCUGAGCCUGAGUGGUUGUCCUCCUUACCGCCUCAAAUCCCAACCAGAACUGCUACCAAUAACCCAAAUCCCCUGCAGGGUCCCAACAACAAUGGCUUCUUUUCCUAGUUAGUCCGCAGAAACAAACAUUAACCACUCAUCAGAUGUAAGAGGCAUAUCUAUAUGUAUAGAUCUAUGAUAAAUGAGUAAAUGUGUUUAUGUAAAAAAGACAAUAUUUAAGAGUUAUAGACCCCCCCCCUAAGUGUUUCAGGAGUUUAUAUCUCUAAACAGUAUUGUGAUAAAUGUUGGCACCCAGCUUUCAAGCUAUUGUCAUUGAAUUUACUAAAACUCACCGUUUUGUUUGGAUCUACGGCAGAAAACACGCUCCUGUCUUCAGUAUGUUUCAUAUAAAGUAUAUCUAUAUCCACAAGUCAUGCGUUUACGCACCUGUGCAAUAUCAGAGCAUACUUGUGGGGCUGUGCUGAUGUUUCCUAUAAAUACGUGUGGCUUUGCAGGUAACUCACCAUCAUUUGAACUGAUCAGAAGAACAGAUGAUCUCUAGGUUUCACUUUAUCGUCUGAUUGCAGGAUUCUCCUUUUGUUUCCUGUGGAAGAAGCUCAGAACUGAAGGCCAUUUUAUUUCUGAAUGUAAUUUCAUUUGCACUGGAUUUGUGACGUCUGCAGUGUGUGUUUGUUUGUGUGUGUGUGUAUAGCACAAGUUGUUUUGCCAGAUUAACCAGAUUGAUCCUCUGUAAAAUCACCUCAUCCUCUCGAUAAUAACUGCUUUAUUCAGUCAUCGUUAUUCAUCUGUAAGCUGAUAUUCCUGGUGUUUUGUAGCUCAGCAUCCAAUCCUAUACAUAGCAAACCUGUGUAUAAAUGUAUGCUUGAUUAUACAGAGUACUUGCUGGAUGUAUGAGUGUGUUUGUGAGGACCAAGUCAGCGGGUUUAGCCCGAUAAUACGAAUAUGCACUGAGACUCUGUGUGCGCCCUCCUCUUUUCCUGCAUUUUGUUUUUAUUUUAAUGGUUUAUCCAAAGUAUCGAUCUGUUCUAUAAGAAAUAAUUUUUAAGAAAUGCUGCCAGCUGGUGUGUUUAGUUGUACUUCAACGGUUAGCACUUUUUUUUGUUUACUUUAUUAUCAUUUCGAGGAGCCGCUGCUCUCGUUAUUGUUACCUUGGUGGGAAGUGAUGUGCUGUGUUUGAUGUGCAUUUCGUCUGUUGGUUUAUUUUGUUGAUUUGAAUGUGAGCGGGAGUGUGUGUACAAAGUUUUAAGAGUAGAAACCAUCAUAUUUCCUGACAGACUCAAAGCUACCUAUCUAUGCUCCCUGUACGUUUGCUCCUAUCAGUCAGCAGCUAUUUGUCAUUCAAUAAAGGGACUUUUAAAGAAAGUCACUUUUGACUUAAUCAGACCACAUUUCCAGAUUUUAGACAGUUAUCAAAAAGGGUUUAUUCUAGGUAUCCAGCAAUGAGCAGUCAGUUGUUUUAGCAGUUGCUGAUAAACAGGGUUUUGCUAAUAUUUUAAAAUGAAUUAAUUACAGAGAGAAGGUUUUAAAUCACAGGAGUCUCUCCUGUUACCUGCAGUCAGACUUGCUCUCUUCAACCUGAAUUAAACAUAUUCAUAUUUUGUCUUAUAGAAAAGUUUUAUUUUCACCUUUAACCUCUUUGUUUCCUUUUUUUAACCCCUCACUUAUACUGAAACCAGCUAACAUCUCCGAUCAGCAUCAGUAUCCACGCCCUAAAACGUUCUUGUCAUUGGCACCUCCUCUUUCCUAUCUUCUCCAUUCACUGACGGCUACUCGUCAGCGUCCAGUCGGAUGGCGGUCCGGCCAAUUUUUAGUUUUCUACUUCCAAGCUGCUUUAAGUAUUCAAACUUCCACAUUUUGACUGUUUCUGCCAAUCAGGAGGUUAUUUUCUUGUGGAGCCUCAAAUAUUUAUUUAAGCUGCAUUCAGUGUUUUGUCCUGAUUCACUCAUUAGGUACUUGUUACCCAGGCAACCAUGAUGUAAACUGGGUCAGUAAGAGCAACUAUCCAUGCUUAUACGGCCCAUUUUCACUCAGAAAUGUCUGGAAAUCAUUUUGUAAAGGGGGAAAAAAAAAGUUAAAUUCCAGAUUGUGUCCGUUAGGUAUCGCUUUUUUCAUGUAAACACGCAAAAUUUAAAACACUGCAUUUAAAAGUUAAAGGUGGAAGCAAGAGCAUCAGGCCGACACGCCGCCUCUGAAAUGUAUCUGUUGUGUUUUUCCCCCAAUGUGUGUAUAUCAACAGUAGAUGACUAGCCAGGCCUUUACAUGUCACAUUUUUACUUUCAACAUUUUUUUUUUUUUUUUUUUUUAGGUAACAAAUUAUUCCCUUUGUGAGGUGGUUUCCCUUCCUAUGGCUAUAAUCCAUAGUAAAUAAGAGUCUGUGUUGUGAAUCAAACAUAUUCUGUAUGUAUUAAAGUGAAUUCAUGAAGCUGUAAUUCAUGUUAAUAUCCGAUGUUCCAUAGUUUACGUGCAAAGCAGAUGACGCAUUAAUGUAUGAGGCAGUUUGUGUUGUGCUUAAAUAAAUGUACAUU